CUCUCCGGCUUUACCUUACCCUCUGGUUUUUCGUGCUUCAUUAUCAUCCACAUCCCGCUGUGAAAAAAUUAAAUAAAAAAAUCCCUAUAAAAACCCUAAAUUCACCUCCAAGAGUCGAAGACCUUCUUCUUCUUUAUUCUUUGUCUGUCUCUCUCUCUUCUAUCCACACUCUGUUUAUAGAAAUCUAAUUGGGAGGGAUAAAGAUAAAGUCCUCGUUAUAUUUAUCCCAAAAUUACUAAUUUUCGUUAAGGGAAGCUCAUGACAGCUGUUAAAUUGUUCCUUCUGUUUGCCUCGCUGCAAGAGUUAGUGCUCAUUUUUGGUUGUAUAUCAAAUUAGGCCCUGCUGAGUAAAUGAUUUGGUUGUUGUGGCGGAGACGAUGGCAUUGGUGACCCAUCAAAUGCAGGGUUCUUAUGUGACAUAUCCCUCUAGGCCAUUGUCAUGGAGCAAGGGGCUGAAGUUGAAGCAAUAUGUAACAACACAUCACAUGGUUGGGAGGACAGACAAUUGCAUUAUGUUAAAGCGCAAUAUUUGUUUAAGUGUAGGGGCUUCUCUCAUGCGGGGAUCAAAAGUCAAACCUUUCAGAGUUUCAGCCUUCAAGGGAAGUGCCCAGAAUGAUAAAUCUGGAGGUAGAACAAGUGGAUCAAAGCUUCCCAAGAAUUCUGUCAAACUAAAAGAGAAUGAGGAUACCCUAACGGGAUCUCCUCAGGAAAAUGAUAUGCCUCUUUCCUAUGCCUCUGAAGCAAAUGAGAGCAUUGCUACUUCCCCUGUCAUUCAUAAAUUAUUUAAGAAAUGGCUUAGAAUGCUCCGAACACAAUCAUCAUGUGAAGUAGUAGAUGGGAUUUUGGAGGAGGAACCGCCUCCAAAGGAGAUAUCAGAAACUGAGCACGAUACUCAAAACAAGGAAAGAGAUGGGAUUCUAAGGAUGGUUUGGUCCAAUUUUCUGGGUCUAAAUGCUACAAUAAAGAUACCCUUACUUAUAUUCAUCCCUGGGUACCUGGCAGUUAAUAUUAUUUAUGGGGCUGAAGUUUCAAAGGAGUUGACUCCUUUGUGGGUUUUGGGACCCCUCAUUGUAGCUCUCUACAUCAAGAUGCUUCAGUGGUUGUGUGCACUCUAUGUUUUCAGCUUCAAGCAGACUGUUCAAGUAAUCAAGAACUUACCCACAUACUACAUGGUGGCCUAUAGAUACAUUGCACAAGGGAAGCUUAAAGAGGACAUACGGGCUCAUUUCUGGCAACCUCUACUGAACAUUAAGAAUUUAGACUACAAGAAACUAUCCAGAAGAAAGCUGAAAGGAUUGCAAGAGUUAAUAGUGGAGAAGUACCUUGAUUUUAUAGAAUCAAUAUGGCCAUAUUAUUGCAGAACAAUCAGAUUCUUAAAGAGGGCUAAUCUCAUCUAGAUGUAUCCGAAGAAUCUCUUCUGUGAGAGUAGUGGCUGAAAUUUGAGUUGCUCCAGAGAUGGUUUAAAAGUUUGAGUUUCUUUCAUGGAGCCAGCCAAGCCCAUUUUAGAUUGGGUUUCUUCUUGAUAUCUAGCUAGUCGAGGAUCAUGACAAGCGGAUUUGUCCGGUUUCUGUAAUUUUUAUGAGGCAGCAUUCUUAUUUUUGGAUGAGGUCCCAAUUAUUUUGUUUAUGUACUGUAUUCAGCUGCCGCGAAUGUUUUUUUGAGGUUCCAUAAUGAGAAAGUAUUUUCAACUCU
This is a messenger RNA of Prunus dulcis (almond), 1691 nucleotides long. RefSeq lists its product as uncharacterized. The coding region runs from base 377 to 1396 and encodes 339 amino acids. The transcript has 5 exons. NCBI's taxonomy places the organism in Eukaryota, Viridiplantae, Streptophyta, Magnoliopsida, Rosales, Rosaceae. The record is from RefSeq and is a predicted model, not a curated record.